Phragmites australis (common reed) is the source of this 2217-nucleotide messenger RNA. Its product is annotated as small ribosomal subunit protein uS3m-like. NCBI's taxonomy places the organism in Eukaryota, Viridiplantae, Streptophyta, Magnoliopsida, Poales, Poaceae. The transcript has a single exon. The record is from RefSeq and is a predicted model, not a curated record.
AGAGCGAGGGCGUCCUUCUAGGGUGGGGCGUUUACUUGCAAAUGACAACCGCUUGUUCCAGCAGUGGGGGCCUUGCACGAAAGCAAACCGCCCGAUUAAGUAGCAGUUGCUUCUCUGAUGGGCCCAGUGAGGGGGGCAUUCUCCCUCAGUUCUUACCAACCUCAGGUGUGUAAUCGACAUCUAACUUAUCAUCUUCUUUUUUCAUGCAAGCCUGACCUCAGCUGUCCAUUUCUUAUUCAUUCAGGGUGCCCCUAGUGGAUUUGGCGGUGCUCCUUUCUCAAACCAGAACAACUCAGAACAUUAGGGAAAAUAAGGGAAGACCACCUGAGCGAACCGACCGAAGGGACUUUACUUAUCCAAACCGAACGUUAGCGGCUUUAGCUAAGCCUAUCACGAGCUGCGUUGCUGCUUGAUCGGCAGGGAGGAAGAUCUCAAAGUAUGGGGCAAAGGAUCAAGCGCUUUGACUUUGCUUUGUCCCCCGGGAUCCACCACAGGUUGGGUUUGAGAGCCGUGUGAUGGGUGACUAUCUAGCAUGGUUCAGAGAGCACGUCUAUGUAGUCUGCGCUGGUGAAUGGAAGCCCCCGCCGCAAAAAAAGAAGUGGCUCUUCCCACGGCUCUGUCACAUUGACUUUAUUUAUUAUUAUGGUAAAUCAUUGUACCAAGAUGUCAAUCUUAGAUCUUAUUUUAGUUCGAUACGUCCACCUACGAGACUCACCUUUGGCUUUCGUCUCAGUAGGUAUAUUAUUCUACAUUUUCCCAAAAGGACAAUAAUUCAUUUCUUUCUUCCCCGUUGACCACUAUGACUAAAAUGACACGACAAAUCAAGACCCGGAAAGGAUAAGGGCCGGUGGUCGGCAUUUGGGAAAGUCGGGCUGAUCGGGUGUCUUCAUUCAAGCAAGGGUACAAAGGAAGUACGAAACAAAGUGAUAGGCCAGGGGGCAGGGAAAAGAGUCGAGUUGAUCGACCGGGAGAAGCAAAACAAAAUCCGGAUUUGGCCGAAAAAGAUGCAACGUUAUGGAUACCAUGACCGAUCACCAUCGAGAAAGAAGAACUUUUCUAAAUUACUUCGGGUGAGCGGGGCCUUCAAGCAUCCAAAAUACACCGGGGUUGUAAAUGAUAGAGCGUUCCUGAUAGAAAAAGAGGACUCCUUCAGAAAAACAAAGUUAUUCAAGUUUUUUUUACCAAAGAAAUCCCGCUCUGACGGGCCGACGAGUCAUCUACUAAAAAGGACCCUCCCCGCUGUGCGCCCCUCCUUGAAUUAUUCAGUCAUGUAAUACUUUUUUAAUACAAAGAACAAAAUGCAUUUUGACCCCAUCGUAGUUCUCAGUCAUUUUGUGGCACCGGGUGUGGCUGAACCAUCUAUGAUGGGGGGAGCAAAGGGAGGAAGCAUAGAUAAGAGAAUACACUCUCACAUCGCUUUUUUUGUAGAAAGCUGACCAGUGAGAAAAAGUGUUUGGCCCGAGCCAAAAAGAGGUUGAUCCACUUCAUUCGCCAAGCGAAUGAUCUUCGCUUCGCGGGAACAACAAAAACCACCAUCUCGCUCUUUCCUUUCUUCGGUGCUACCUUUUUUUUCCAAGGGAUGGGGCUGGGGUGUAUAAUAACCCUUUUUUUGAGUAUGCCCGGGAAUAACUCCUAGGUCAAUUAAGGAUCAAAUGUAGGAACCUCAUGGGUAAGGAUAAGGUAAUGGAAUUGAUAGAGAAAUUCAUAGACCUAGGUCGGAUAGGCAAAUUGAUAAAGGGAAUAGAGAUGAUGAUAGAGAUCAUACCGAGAAAGAGGAUAAUUCUGUACGGGUACAACUCUUAUUUGAACAAAGUGCAAAAAAUGCGAUCUUUUUUGUCUAAUAGAACAAACACUAAUACCUUAAUUGAGUCGGUAAAGAUCAAAUCAGUUUAUCAAAGUGCUUCUCUGAUUGCUCAAGACAUGUCUUUUCAACUGAGGAACAAUCCAAUGUCAUUUCGUUCCAUUUUUAGUAAAAUAGUGAAGGAUAUUCCAUUAAUAAUGCCAAAAGGGGUGGAGGGGAUACGUAUUUGUUGUUUUGGUCGAUUAGGGGGUGCGGAAAUAGCUAGAACUGAAUGCGGAAAGUAUGAAAAAAACAUCUUGUAAUGUAUUUAACCAGAAAAUUGAUUAUGCUCUUGCGGAAGUAUCUACUCGUAAUGGAAUUUCAGGUGUCAAAGUGCGGAUCUCAUAUAGUCAAAAUAAGAAGGGACGUGCUAUAUC